UGCAAAACUGAAGGAAAAAAAAAAACUUCAAGCUGAGCUGUCAACUUUUAUUUAUCGUUUCUUUGAUGAGAACUUUCUCUCCCUGCUGUGUUGAGCUGUUAGUCUUCUGGAUGCUGAUAACGUGUUUCUAUUUAGGGCGACCUAGUGUGCUAGCAUGUCUGUGAGUGUAAGUGAAACAUGCAACAACAUUCUCUGCCUCCACCAGUAAAUCUCUGUCUGGGGCAGAAAGACCCCUGUGACCUCAUGGCUGUUUGCCAGGCUAGAGCAGUGGCACAAUGUUUUAAACUUAGCUCUGUUUAUGGACAAAUCUGUGUGUGUGUGUGUGUGUGUGUCUGAUUUUACCAUUUAAGCCAAACCCUAGUGUUUGAGAUGUGUUGCUGCUUAGAUGUUCUUUAUCUGUGGCUCCUCUUAUCUCUUUAGUCUGUGUUGUGUUACUGGAGCUGAUAAUGGAGACAGUAGCUGCUUUCAACAGUAUUCAGCAGAAACACACACUUCACACACAACUAUUUGAACUAUUUUUUAUGUUGGUGCAAUUAUAUUUGGAACAACAAGCUCUGGUCAUAUCUAAAUUGAUGUCAAUUAAGACAAUUUUCUCAAUUUGGCCUUAAUAUAAAAAGUAAAGUAAUGCUUUUGCAGAAGCAAUUGUCAAUAAAGUAAUUAUGUUGAAAAACUUGUUGCACAUUGACAGACGCUGUUGUCCUACAGUAUAAUUGGUCCUUGUAUUCUUAAAAUGUUCAGACGCAAAAACACUAUUUCUGGCAUCUAAAAAUGUCCGGCAUAUUUAAAAAAAAAAAAACUGGUAAUGUGUCCAUUAUCACAUUUUACUGAAAUAUACCUUACAUUUUACAUGAAAAGUCAAUGGAGUUAUUUGUUACUGUGACUGCUAUAGAGAAAUAGAAAGAUGAAAAACUCCUCAUAAACAAAGACAACAGAGACAAAAUUAGUCCACUUCCCACUCUGUUAAUAAAAUCACAGAAAAUGGAUGAUAGAGAGUUAGAUGCAACGAAGCCAUUAGAUGAUCCAGACGGUGUUCACAUCUGAUUUUAGGUAAGAAUUUGUCUUAUAUUCCACUGUUGGAGAACUUCUGUUCUGUCUUAAAUGCCUCACCAUUGGCUCGAAGUGUUCUCAGUUCUUUUCCGUUCCCCAGAUUGCAUCAUAAAACAUUAACUAUUAAUGCUACAGCAUUGCAAACUAUUGAAAGUCUACAACUCUCAGGUGUAGCGUUGUACUCUCCUAAACCGUAUGGUUUCUGCAGUUCUGUCCAAAUGUUUUUUUUAGGUCCUUUCUAAGUAAAGUGUUAAAUGUACAUCUUCAGUUGUAAUCGAACCGUUCAAACACUUUCUUUGUAAAUAAAAUGAAACCCAUCCAUUUAGUUGACAACAGCCAACCACUGACAUCACAUCAGCUGUAAACAAUCUUCUCAGGCUAUAAGGAUUGUGUUGUCGUUGUGGCUGCUUGACUCCUCUUACAGUACAAUGCUUCUCUUGAAGUUCUCUGACUCACUUCCUUGAGAUGAAGGUUCCAAACAUCCGUCCGUUUCGCUUCUGUACAAGUAUUUUGGGAGAAUUCUUGUUGUUUUGUCUUUAAUGCUCAUGGGGCCAUGUCUACAGCAGUGUAUGUGGGGAAGUCCAGAAGUUUAAAAAAAAAAAAAAAAAAAAAAUCUUCAACUUAACUUUAUUAACGAAAUCAAAGUAAUGUUGACAAUAUUGUCGUUUACCGGCACUAAUUUGUGGGACAACAUAUCGUCCAGCAAAAUUUGUAAUUGUCACAGGCCUACGUGUCUUUAGAACUUUCUGACCUGCCCCCGUAUCAUUCUGUCAUUAAAGAACCUUGUUAAAUUCAAGUCAGUGAAUGUGUGGUGUUUAUUAGUGGACGGUGAGGGACAAACAGCAGAUAUUACUGGCAACAUAGUCUUUACUUAAGACAUAGUCCUCAAAGGGUUUGCAGAGUCAAUAAUCGCAGCACUGGAAUCUGUCCUCUUGGAUUUAUGGAAAGUGAACCCCUCAUCUUCCCUGCUGCUGUGCCCACCUGUCUGCCUGGCUGUCUCAUAUUGACAAAUCUGUGUCGUUUUCCCAGUGGACUGUCAGAUUCCUCUGUAGAUGUUGUGGUUAGAGGACUGGUAUGACACUGCUUUCACACACAGGAGGCAAAACACACACAUGCUGAGUUCAGGAAGGUCAUUUUAUGAGAAUAGCAAUGGUGUUACUUUCAGUGGUUGAAUCAGUCACACGUGAAACUAUGUUUUGUACGAGGACGACUUAAGGAUGCUUAAAGAUACAGCCCAUAUCUAGAAAGAAAGAAAAGGUUUCUAAAAUUGCACAAAAAUAGUACUGAAACCUUUAUCAGACAAAGUAUUAGAAAUAUGAGUGACAGACUAAAUUGUGAUUUGUGACACAUAAGGACUCCAGAUGGGUCUUUAUUAUAGUGUGAAGUCUGAUAUUGUCUUCUGUGGAGGAAAUAUCUUCCAAACCCUGAUGUCCAUUAUCUUUAAUACAUUGAAAGCCACAGAGUCUGGACUUUCAGUCCAAAGCAGUAUAGAACUAGGCAACGGGACUGAUCCAGUUUCUAGAAGAAAUGUCACCUUUUAUCCAAAGGGCUUCUGACUGAAGAAGUGGCCUAGUUCUUGACUGUUUUUGACUAAAAUUACCUGAAUUAUCCAAACAGAUAUUUUGUCUUUCUUCGAUUCCAGAUGAAUUCUGGCUUAGACAACUUUUUUCAUAAAAAAGUUGAUUCACGACUUCCUCUUUGCGUGAUGAAGUCUCAGAGAGCAUUUUUCUCGCAAUGACAGCUUGUGUUAAUUGACAAAGAAUUCCUGAAGCAGAUGUAGCCAUGUCUGUCAGAGGAGCGUGGAGGUUCCAAACGCAGUACCCAAUUUAACCUGCCAAUUGGACCUCCUAUAUGUCACUCAUAUAUGUCUAUAUAUGUAGACAUAUUUAGUCUUAAAUCUCUAGAUUGUGUGCUAACCUUUCUGUAAACGGGGUUUUUGUAGAUGAAACAUUUUUGUGAGUGAGUGCAGCAUUGUUUUAGAAUUGCUUAAUUUAGGACCGGAAAGGACAGGCAGGCUUAUCUGAGCUGCUGAUGUUGUUGAUGAUUCAGAUAAAGGAAGUUCAAGAGCAUAGACGGCGACAAAUGCUGCACAGCUGAAGGGGAGUUCAAGUCCCCUUCUUAUCUUGGUGAAUUCCAUUUUUGGGCCUGAUUUGUCAUCUUCUAGUCAGGCUCCUAAAUGCACUCAUCUUUUUACGUAACUCUUCUGCUUCUGAGCCUUUAUGUUUCUCUAUAUACCUCACUCUCCUCACCCUUUCUUCUCACCCUUUCUAUUGCAGUUCCCCCUCUCUGUUCUCUGCUCCCUCUCUCACUCUCUCUCCCUCUCCUGCUCUCUCAGUCUUUCUGUCUGGGGGGGGGGUCUCUUUAGUUACAGUGUAAGGUGCAGCUGUAUGAGAGGGCAGCUGGCUCACCAUGAUGGUGGGGAAAGACUACAUGCUGGCCAUUGUGAUUGUCAAUUACGAGGAUAUCUGGAGUGAGCAGUCGUUCCAGACAGACCCAGAUCUUCCUCCAGGAUGGAAGAAGAUCACAGACAUGGCUGGGAUCUACUACUGGCACAUUCCUACAGGUACCACCCAGUGGGAGAGGCCGGCCACCCGCCAAGCCCCCCCUGGACAACUGGAGUCGUUGACCCUGAGUGGCCACACAGCAACAGUACAACGCAAACAGUCUGUGGGCUCCCUCAGCCCCUCACCCACUCCUGACCUUGAGUCUUGCCAGACAGAGCUUUUCUUCAGGGCAUCCACACGUUCAGGCAGCACCACAUCUGACAGUUCAGUGGAGCCUCUGUCUUCUCAUGAGUCUGCUCUCCCCACGUGUGGAUUUGUCAACAGUUGCUACUUUCCUCGUUCCACUGCUGUACAGGGGGCGUCUGAUCAAGAGUCAUGCUCUCAGCAUCAGGACAAUGAGGACAAGAAACAGGUGUGGAGUGAUUUUGGCGGAAAGAUUGAUAGUGAGGUGUGGAAGGAUCUACAGGCAGCCACAGUGAACCCUGACCCCAGUCUGAAGGAGUUUGAAGGUGCUACGCUGCGAUAUGCAUCACUCAAGCUAAGAAACCAUCCAGCAGCAGAGGAGGAGUCCAGUACCAUCAACAGUGACCCUGAAACAAAGUGUUUUGCCGUGCGCUCUCUUGGAUGGGUGGAGAUGGCCGAGGACGACCUGGCUCCAGGGAAGAGCAGUGUCGCUGUGAACAACUGCAUCAGGCAGCUGUCCUACUGCAAGAAUGACAUCAGAGACACGGUUGGCAUCUGGGGAGAGGAUAAAGACAUGUAUCUGGUACUGGAAAAUAAUAUGCUGAACCUAGUUGACCCCAUGGACCGCAGCGUGCUUCAUUCUCAGCCCAUUGCAAGUAUCAGAGUCUGGGGCGUUGGCCGAGACAAUGGCAGAGAGAGGGACUUUGCGUAUGUGGCCAGGGAUAAAAACACCCGGAUCCUGAAAUGUCAUGUGUUCCGCUGUGACACUCCAGCCAAAGCCAUCGCCACAAGCCUGCAUGAGAUCUGCUCCCGGAUAAUGACAGAGAGAAAGAAUGCCAAAGCCAUGGCAGGAGGCUCCCUCCAGAGCAGGAUGCAGGCAGGACUAGAUCUUCCUUUACAAGCAGAGUUUCCCACACCAAAGACGGAGCUGGUUCAGAAGUUCCAGGUCCUCUACCUCGGCAUGAUGCCUGUGGCCAGGCCAAUAGGUAUGGAUAUACUGAACGGAGCCAUCGAGAGUCUGAUUGGUUCCUCCAACAGAGAAGACUGGACUCCAGUGGCUCUGAAUGUGGCCGAUGCUACUGUCACCAUCAGCAAAGACAAGGACGAAGCUGAAGUGCUGGUGGAGUGUCGCGUCCGCUUCUUGUCGUUCAUGGGUGUGGGACGGGAUGUCCACACGUUUGCCUUCAUCAUGGACAUCGGCAGCCAACACUUUGACUGUCAUGUCUUCUGGUGUGACCCCAACGCUGGAAAUGUGUCUGAGGCCGUUCAGGCUGCUUGUAUGCUGCGGUAUCAGAAGUGUUUGGUGGCUCGUCCUCCUUCUCAGAAGGCCAGCGGCUCGUCACCUCCUGGCGACUCGGUGUCCCGUCGGGUGUCCACCAGUGUGAAGAGAGGAGUCCUGUCGCUCAUCGACACCCUCAAACAGAAGAAGCCCGUCACUGAGUCGCCGCAGUAACCGCGGUAAAACACUGACAUCAACCGCCCGCCACAGCUCACCCCCCCAUCCCCUCCCUUUGUCACCAUGGUAAUAAACUGCAUCGUUGCCGCAACCUGAACAACAGCAACAGUCUACGGUUGGAGGGAAACCCCUCAACACUUCCUUCACCUCCAGGGUUUUCACACCUGUCCAGCAGCGACUCAUGUUGAGCAGCGUAAAAACCCAGAAGAACGAGCGUGAGAACCAUCGAACGGAGGUUGAUGAAGACGUUGAUGUGCACAGACGUCGCUCUCAGCUUCGAUGAGGAGUGAGGAAGAAGAGUGCUCUUCAAAAAAAAAAAGGAAAAAAAGAUGAGGACGCUCCAUCGCUUCCCAAACCACUGACUCCUUCAUGCUGUGACUGUAGCUGUGUCCGUGUCUGUGUCUGUGCUGCCAGCAUGACAUCACACACCUGGCCUCACUGCCCUCUCUGUCCUGUCUGUCUGCUGGCUUUUUUUCUUCUGUCUUUCUUCUUCUUCUUUGUUUUUUUACAGUAGGCCGUAACAGAAGGGGAAUGGAGCGAGCACAUGAUGGGAUUCUCUUAUCCGCCUGUAGUGGACAGUAGAGAGAGAGUGACACUGCUGACCCUGCAUGGACUUUCAUAGAAGAAGUGAAUCACUCUGGUGACAGUGUGAAAACUCUAAUGCUGCUGGCCGAAAGUGAAGUGGUGAGAAAACGUCUUCUUAUCGUAUCGUUUUGCCUCAAACAUACAAGAAUCAGCCGAGUCUGUCCGAACGAUCGGUGACCUUUCACCUGAAAAAAAAAAACCAACAGAGGAUGAGGAGACACAGAGAUGAAGACUCGAUGAACAGUGUGUCCUGUGCUGUCGUGUCGUCUGGUGAACAGCGUCUGAGACGUCAGCCUGCUGCCACUUCUCUUUGAUCCACAGUCUGGAGGAAAUUGGACCUGGAACCCCACCUGGGUGUUGCUUCUCUGAGACGUCAUGUCCACUAAUAAAGUGGGCUCUGCCACAGGAGGAAAAGCAGAACAGGAGGAAUGUGCUGUUUUUCUACCUGACUCUGGUUCCUGACGGAGUUCUCUGAAACUGUGAGCAGGUGAGAUGAAGGAAACCUUUCAUCUCCAGACUUUUCACCUCGUCAGACGUGUCGACUCGGAUCAGCAGGUCCUUCCUGGGCUGAUGAUGAUCCGUCUCCAGGUUUCUGUUCACUUGAAUGCCUUCUAUUUAGUUUUUUUAUUUGAUUGCCUGUUCAGUUACUGAAUGGAUUCUUUCAACAGGAUCAAAUCAGGUCUUUCUGACACAGAUCUAAUCUGCUCACUGUCGAGCUUCCGGUUUAUUCUGAGGUCUCUCCGUUAAUGCCUGUCAGGCUUCAGCGCUCUUCACAUCAACAACAGCUUAAACAGCUGAAAAUGAAAACACAGUCUGAGUCGAGGUCCAAACAGGAAUCACUUUUAUUAAUUAUAUGUUGACGAUGCUUUAAACAGAAAUAUUUGAAUUAAACCGUCAGCGACAAUGACACAAAAAACACACUGCGUUUACCUCUCGAGGCACGACAAAUAUUUGAUUUUAUUAAAUUAGUCAUCAUCCAGUCCAACAUGUGGGAAUGUGAAAGCCCCAAAAUCUUGACAAACUACAUUUCAAAUGUAUUCAACUAACACAAAGUAACGUCAAAUUAUAUCGAUAACAUUUGAAAACAAAGUUCAAAAAGAGAAAACAAAAGUGCAGUUGCGACAUCAUCACUUGAAAAUUGGACCACUGCGUUUAACCCAUUCAGGUUAUGGGAGCCCAUACUAUAGACUUUAAUUUUAAGACAAUUUUCCCACAAUCCUCUUUUCUCUUGUCUGUCUUCGGCCACUUUUACUCUAAUGGUCUCUGGUUAUGGACCCUGGUCUGGAGGUCAAAGGUUCUGUCGGGGUUUAGAUGAUGUGAGAGCUCCGUCUUAUAUUGUUUUACAGAUUGUUCAGAUACAGUGUUGAGGAGGAGAAGCCUGACAGAUGGAAUGACAGGGAUGUAGUAAAAUGCCGGAGAGUUCCAACUAAAAUCUGCCUUCACAGUGAACACCGUGUAAUGAAAAACAAAUGAAGGAACCAGGAAAGUCGUGGAGGUUCUAUAGGACAAACGCAGACACAUCGCUUUCUCUUUGUCACGUACAAAUGUGAACGACAUGACGGCCAUUUCUCGUGGACGUAUUUCCUCUGCUCACCGUAACGUCUGCCAUUAUUCAUCGUUAUAAGCUAUGUUUUUUUAACUAUUAUUAUUAUUAUUAUUAUUAUUCAUUUUUGAAUGUUUUCUAUCGCUUUUGUUUAAAUGAAAUGCGUUUUUCUUUCACCAAAUGGCCAAAGUGUAAAAUACAGAUAUACAUUGUUGUAAAUAUGAAAAAUAACAGAGCAAAUAAUGAGAGCGAGUCGGGAGUUUGGAAGGUUUUCACCGUUGUCCAUUAGGUUGAUAGUGAAUUUAACUGAGCAAUUAUCUAUGCAUUCUUUCGAUCUCCACAAAGGGAAAGUCCUGACAGCCUUGCAUGCCCUGGGACGGUUGAGAGAGCGACUGUAUGUACGUAACAGAAAUAUUUUUAUUUUAUUUAUUCUAUUUUAUAAAGGUAUAUAACUGAUUUUAUUAGUUGGGGCAAGUGAAGUCUCAUGACUCGGUGUUCGUCGUCUCAGUCCCUGGUGAAACCACAACGCUACAACAAGCUUCGCUUCGCAGCAAACUGCAAGAAAAAGGAACAAAAUCUCCACUCAGAGCUGGAGGUCCACUGCUGCAGGAGGGAGGAAGGAGGUGAGGAUGAUGAUGAUGAGGAGGAGGACAGAAGUGGACCUUCAGCGUCUCUGACGAGUUCACACAUAAACACACACAGCUCACACUCCAGUUCCCACAAAUGGAUGUGUCGGCUUCUGUUUGCCACUCACGGGUUUGUACACUUUACCAAUGUAACCAAUUGUGAGAAUAAACAGCAUUAUAAAACACA
Cynoglossus semilaevis (tongue sole) is the source of this 8131-nucleotide messenger RNA. It is a transcript of the gene apbb2b, whose product is annotated as amyloid beta (A4) precursor protein-binding, family B, member 2b. The record is from RefSeq and is a predicted model, not a curated record. Gene Ontology annotation, biological process: regulation of DNA-templated transcription. Bases 3457 to 5187 code for a protein of 576 amino acids. NCBI's taxonomy places the organism in Eukaryota, Metazoa, Chordata, Actinopteri, Pleuronectiformes, Cynoglossidae. The transcript is spliced from 16 exons. Gene Ontology annotation, cellular component: nucleus; cytoplasm. Gene Ontology annotation, molecular function: transcription factor binding; amyloid-beta binding.